Acanthopagrus latus (yellowfin seabream) is the source of this 1519-nucleotide messenger RNA. RefSeq names its product ubiquitin domain containing 1a (gene ubtd1a). Lineage: Eukaryota; Metazoa; Chordata; Actinopteri; Spariformes; Sparidae. Gene Ontology annotation, molecular function: protein binding. The coding region runs from base 1 to 768 and encodes 255 amino acids. The transcript has 5 exons. The record is from RefSeq and is a predicted model, not a curated record.
AUGUGGCAAGCAAACUGCAGGCGAAUGCAUAAUUUAGCAGACUGGAUUUCCGGGACAGUGAUGGGAGGCUGUGUGGGGAGGAGCAGGAUGGAUGGACAAGGGAGUGCCCAGAGCUCGACAAGGAGCAAAAAACGUGGAGCGCGCAAUGAGCCCCUCAAGAAGGAGCGUCCAAAGUGGAAGAGCGAGUACCCGAUGACGGAGGGCCAGCUGAGGAGCAAGAGGGACGAGUUUUGGGACACGGCUCCGGCCUUUGAUGGACGGAAAGAGAUCUGGGACGCACUCAGAGCAGCAGCCCUGGCUGCAGAGUGUAAUGACCUGGAGCUAGCACAGGCUAUAGUGGACGGAGCCUGCAUCACUCUGCCACACGGCUCUCUCACGGAGAGUUACGAUGAACUGGGCAACCGCUACCAGCUCCCAGCCUACACUUUAGCCCCGCCUGUCAACCUCAUCAGCGAGACGUCCACUGAGAGCAAAGUUUCUGAAUCCACACAAAAACAAGCCCAGGCCCCUCCCUGCAGGCAGGAGUUCCAGCUGCGGGUGCGACUGUCAUCAGGAAAGGAUGUGCGUCUGACAGCCAGCUUGGCGGACUCCAUCGCCGAGCUCAAGAAACAAUUGCAGGAGCAGGAGGAAAUCGAGGUGACCCGCCAGAGGUGGUUCUUCUCCGGAAAGCUCCUGACCGACAAGACUCGCCUGCAAGACGCCAAGAUCCAGAAGGACUUUGUCGUCCAAGUGAUCGUCAACACUAACCCUGCGGUCAUAGCCAACUGACGACUGAGACAGAGGGGCCGUGCAGUGAAGAAGAGAUAAAGGACGUGCCAGAGAGGAGUGCAGGAGUAGGAGUAGGGCUUGGAAUGAUUUUCCAGUUGGUAUUGCAGUGGAAUUUUAUGUACAUUUUUAUAUAAGAUAUUAUUGCUUUUAUAUUGCUCCUUUUUGUAUUUUUUCCUUUUUCCAAAUUAAGUGAGAAUACUGAAAAGCACUGAAAACACUUUAGAUUAAAAGUAGAGUCCUAAGAUGCACAUCCCAGUAUCUGUCUGUCUGUCUGUCUGGACAUCAACUCACAGCUCUAUUGUUUACACGGGUCCCUUCCCCCUCGUCAUGUGUGUUACUUGUGCUUAUUGAUAAACUGAUUAUGGUUCACCUGGGGAUCCAAAAAAAGGGAAAAACUGUUAAGACUUUUUUUUUUCCUCGUCUUUUUUUUUUUUUUAAAUAAAGAUUUCUGUCAUGCUUUUUUAAAAAGCAGGGUAAAGAUGGCAGAAAAUGAAACUGUAAAUAUAAGUUUUCCUUAUGUGUCGUUUGGUUAUGUAAUACGUGCGCACUACAUUUUCCACUCACAGCUGCAUAUUCGCAAUAAAGGCAAGGAAUGUAAUGAAGGGCACCUUUCUAAAAGGUAAUAAGAGAUGUGACCUGUUUUUUUUUUUUUUUUAUUUCAUCUCUCCAAACAAGAUAUUGUAGUCUAUGUACAAUACGAUGCUCACUGUACUUGAAUAACUUAUCAAUAAAUAUUGUAAAUCUAAAGUCA